Messenger RNA from Chilo suppressalis (striped riceborer), 7161 nucleotides. Lineage: Eukaryota; Metazoa; Arthropoda; Insecta; Lepidoptera; Crambidae. The record is from the annotation of a GenBank genome assembly.
UUUUGGUUUGAGUCGUAUAAUUUGUUUAUUUCUUCCUUUACUCUGUCACUAAGCCCAUAACAAGCGAGCGUUUUUGAAUCGUGGUCAUGAUCAGAAUCUGUCCGAAACAACAAUACUUCAUCCGAGAAUGAGUACAUGAGUUUUUAAAUACAACUGAGCUGAACACUGUGAUCCCUUCCGCACCACUUUAUUACAUCUAAAGUACUUUUUUCUCCCUUCCUCUACAUCAUGCGUUCGCAGAAAAGACCAAAUUUUUUCAGCCUUUAUAUACUCCUCAGCACUGUGUUUGUCUUCAAAUUUUUUAACGAAAAUCCAAUCCUUGCUUUGCGACCGUUUCUUCUUUGGUAUGGUGCCUUCAUCAGUGUCAGUACCUUCCUCAUUUUCCUCAUCAGACUCCAAUAUCGGCACAUUCUCCACGAAUGAUUGCUCGACAAACGACGAUAAACUUUUUGAAUGACUUGCAUUACCUUCACCACUACUUGAUGCCAUAAUCAAAAAUAAACAUUUAAGAAAUUAACUAAAACAACAAAUUAUCCACAACGAUAAUAAAAUGCACCUACAACAAUGAACGUGAAAUCGCGAAUGAAGUAAACUUGCAUCUCUCUCGCACGCCGCCCGCGUCGCGCAUCGUGUGAUCGAACCUAGUUACCCAUCGUUGAGGCCGGAUUGGUCAAUUUUUAAAGCGCGCCAAUUUGUCUCCGCCCCUUUGAUCAUUUUUUCAUUAAAAUUAUAAAUUGAUGUAUUAAAUUGGUAAUGAAUACUAUUAAUUUAAUAUCUGAACGAAAUAAAAUGUUACUACUGUAUUGGUGACAAAAUAUCAAAUAAAAAGGAGUCGCAGUCAGGGAUCGAUAAUCGAUUUAUUUGGUGACAGAUCUACCAUUCUGAGCACAGAGCUAUUAUUUAAGUAACAAAACUGUUAUUAUAAGAACGAAGUUUAUAUUCAUGUAAUGCAAUAUAAUUUUAUUGGUUAUCGAUCUCUUAUUUUACACAUAUAUUGACAUUAAUUUGAUAAUUCAUACCUGGGAACAAUUUUUGUUUAUCUGAGAACGAAAAUAUUUCGUGGCGAUAGAUCUAUUUAUUAGGUGAUACAACUUGAUGACAAAUAUAAAUUUUGGUGAUAGAAAAUAUAGUUCCCUUUAUCUAUUUAAUAUCUGUAAGGUCCACGUGUAGCAAAUUUUCUAAAUAUCGAUUCAAUGAAAAUUAAAUGUAUUCUUUACAUAGAAAAAUUACAAAACUUCAAUGUUAUUUUGACAUCAUUGUAUGGGCUAAGUUUCAGUUAGAUUAAGAUUUAGCAAAAUUCUGCAAAUGGACCUUAGUGGUAUACUUGUAUACAGUUUUAAAAAAUACAUAAACGCGUUUUUUUCACAAAAUCUCAAAUCAAAAUAUUUUUGGUUCGACACCGACAAAACUAGCGAGUCCGUCUGCGAGAUGAUCUUUAUAACAGGCUAAGGUUGAUACUGUUCUGACUGAUUAAUUCACCCAUCUUUAAAAAGAAUAUCUGAAUAAAACUGAUCACCUAUUUUGUGUGUAUUUUACACGAUUUAAUUUCAUAAAAAAGUCCCCUUUUUCGUUCUAUCAUGCUUAGUUAUAAAGGUUUCAGACUAGACAGCAUUAUAUACUGUCUUAUAUACUGCGCAUUAUAAAAUACUAUACCUUCAUUAUUGCGAGAUCAUGAACAUUUGAUUGCUGUAUUUAAAAAAAAAGUCUAGGUUCCCCUAUUGGCAACUUACCACAAAAAAGGCCUUCCCCAAUUUAUUAAUAAAAUUCGUGGACGCUGCGCCGUUGUCCCGGAAACGAAAAAUUUAUAUUUUGCGUCUCGUUUUGUGAUGAUUGAUACUUGGUUAAAAAUACUGCGCCAUAUGCGGCGUAAAUUUUUUCAUCGUUACGUGAAUAAUUUUCAGUCUAAAAACAAAAAUCUCAGUUUCGUUUAAGUUAGAUAUAGUGUAAUUUAUGUUACUGAUAGAAGUGUGUAAUCAUAAUCAUAGACAGUACAGAAAUGUGCCUAGAAACUAUUAUGCUUACUAUGUAUUUUUAUAGUGCAAUAAUAACAAUGUGAAAUUCGAAGCAGAUCCGUGCCAUUGUUGCACACUUGUCCCUAUAUUUUAUAUUUUGGAAAUUCGAUUUGAAUGUCAAAAUUAUAAUUCAAUUGAACCGCUAGACUGACUUUUAUCACGAUACAUGUAUAUUGAGACAAAAUAAAUUGGGACUAAUUUGCUUCGAAUGGUAGUGAUUUCCAUUAGCAUAAUAUUCGGCAUCUAUGUUCCAAAAUUAUUACCGUAGGAAGACAUGAUGUGAUAGACAUUAAACUUUUUUACGCUACAGUUUAUGUUUUUAUUUUGAGUAAUAAUAUUAGUACGGUAUGAGUGUGAGAGCAGCUAUUGAGUGGCGACGCUCGCUUCUCAUGUGUACCUUGUUUGACAAAGUUACUACGCUUUUUUUUAUUUCCUGAAUUCAAAAAGCCACAGUAGUAUUGGAGAUGAAUAAAUAAAGAGUAUAUCGAGGUGUGAGUUGAGCACUGAUCAGCGAGGCUCCCACGCCUUCCGCGGCCGGUGCAGUUGCAACCGGAGACUGUGUGCAGGGGUGUUCGAUCGUCGCACUCGCGUUGUUGCGGCCCAUUGCCCGCCAGCCGGCCACUACACUCGGCAAUUUAAUAAAUUUGCCGCGCGGGCAUCGUAAACAUAAGCCAUUGUUUCGGCUCAGACGCCAGUUCGAUGAUGACUCCUUGACUUGGCGGCCGCGCGCGUUGAUCGUCUUGCUCAACAUUGACCUCUGCGACUAAAAACAAAAAUGAAAUUUUGGAAGUGCAGUACUAAAAGUGAACGACGUGCAGCUGCUAUUGAAGCGGAAUGCGACGGCUGCGGGAGCGAGGCCGACGAGGGCCGCAGCAUAGGCGAGCUGCUGCUGCCCCAGUAUGCGCUGGCGACGGGCGGCCUCGCUAGAGACCACCGGCCGUUGGUCACCUUCCCGGACCACGGCAACUUCCAUUUACUAUCCACGCUCGAGUACCGCCGCCUGCUGCUCUACCUCACCUCUGUGCCCUCAAUUCUCGAGGCUGAUAUGGGCUUCCAUAUAAUUAUUGAUAGAAGGAAAGACAGAUGGAAUUCAGUGAAAACGGCAUUGUUAAGAAUUUCUGAGUUUUUUCCCGGAAUAAUACAUGCAGUGUAUGUCCUCCGGCCGGCCAGUUUUAUCCAGAAGGCGCUGUCAGAAGUUAGCAGCAAGCUCUUCAAAGAAGAGUUCAGGUUUAGGGUGCACGUAUGCUCCUCAGUGGAUGAGCUAUACGAGCACUUCGACAGAUCUCAACUUACCCCCGACCUAGGCGGGGAGCUGCAGUAUUCACAUUCUGAGUGGAUACAACAGCGAAUAGCUUUAGAUAAGUUUUCGACAUUGAUGAAGGAGAUAUCGGUGAAAUUGGACAACUUUAUGCACGAGAUAGUGGACUGCGAUAUGGGCAAUGAUCCAACACAAACCAAAGAAUUAUUAGACUGUCAAGAAUCUAGGUAUAAAGCUUUAAAAACUGAACUAGCCUCAGCAACAACGCAAGGCGAAGAGUUGCUGACGCAAGUCCGAAAACCAAACCUUACUUAUAAUAUCAUUAGUCAUGUUGCUGCUGUAGAAAGGCUAUUGGUGCAACUUGAAGAGACUGAAAAACAAUUUGAUAAUUUCUGGCAAAAACAUUCCACAAAAUUAAACCACUGGCUUCAAUUUAGGACGUUUUUAUUAAAUUUUAAACAAAUGCAGGCAACAUUAGACGGCCAUCUUAAGACUGCAUGUGAUAUGACCGAAGUUGGCGAGACGGCCAACAGAGUCGAUAACCUCAUACAAGAAGCCAUGGACUUCGAAAAACUCUGCAACUGUGAUCUAGAUACGGCGUCUUCCGUUAUCGAUGACGGUGAGAAACUAAUGCAAGACCCACUGAGUUCGGUGGACCAUUUAGAGUCAAAAUGCGAAGAACUAAGACGAACGAGUGCGUUGCUCAUCGACAAGAUAAAAAAGCGAAAUAUGUUGCUGGCAAAGGCGAGGGAGCUGAUGGACAGGAUUGAUAAGGCAAACGAAUGGUGUGCCAACGGUGUGGAGUUGCUAGCGGGUGAAGGUGGACUGAUAGCCGUAGACAAACUGCUAGAUGACGCGAAGAGCUUCGGCUUAACGGCGCCCGAGGAAUUCCGAGAGAUGCUCAUGCAGUCUGCAACACAGGAAACCAGGGCGUUGGUCACACAGGUGGCACAACGAGUUGAAGACGUGUUUUUGAUGGCGUCAGUGAAACGGGCGACACUCCAACGCGCCGCUGCAAAACCCGCACGGCCGGUACAGUCCGUGCCUCCACAAAGCGCCGUACCAGCCAAUACCAACCAUCAGAUGGAGACCUCUGGCGGGUCCGAGAGCUCCGGCGGCGAGGACGCGGAGGCGCGGCGGUCACGGCGCGGCCACGUGCUCGCCGAACUACUGCAGACGGAGCGGGUCUACGUGCAGGAACUGGGGUCCAUACUCAACGGCUACAAAGAAGAAAUUGAAAAACCAGAGAACCAACAUCUUCUACCCGCGGCACUGGUGGGGCAGGCAGAUGUGCUUUUCGGAAAUCUACACGAGCUGUUUACAUUUCAUCAGGACGUAUUCCUCAAAGACCUAGAGCAAUCUAUAUCUGCUACAGAGCUCGUCGCCUUAUGUUUUGUUGAAAAGAGGGAGACAUUCUUCCGGUUGUACAGCUACUAUUGCCAGAACAUUCCUCGGUCGGAGCGGUUACGAGAGACCCUGGUAGACACGCACCUGUUCUUACAAGCGUGUCAGCUCCGACUCGGCCACAAACUACCAUUAGCCGCUUAUCUACUGAAGCCAGUACAACGGAUCACCAAAUACCAGCUCCUCCUCAAGGACUUGCUGCGAUACAGCGAGUGCGGUUCCAUGACGACGGGUCUACAACAGGCGCUGGACUGCAUGCUCGUGGUGUUGAAGUGCGUCAAUGAUUCCAUGCACCAGAUCGCCAUCACUGGAGUGCCUGUGGAUUUGAACCAACAAGGCGAGCUGUUAAUGCAGGGCUCGUUCUUGGUCGUGUCGGAGAACAAACGCGACUUACGGCUCAGGAUCCGACCGCGACGGCGACACAUUUUCCUUUACGAGAAAGCCAUACUAUUCUGCAAACCAGCCACCAAGAACAGUCACAACAAAGCCACCUAUCACUUCAAACAUGAUCUUCAGAUGUCACAAGUGGGUCUCACGGAAUCAGUGAAAGGUGACACGAGAAAAUUCGAAGUGUGGCGACAAGGCAGGGCCGAAGUUCACACUAUCACCGCACCUACGGCUGACGUAAAGCGGGCCUGGGUCGACCGCAUCAAGCGAGUACUGCUCGACCAGCUGAAGGAGCUCAAGGGGGAGAGAGUGCGGCAGUACGGCGCCCAACAUCACAGGACACUAAUCCAGACUAGUUCAUGGGACGUGCCGCCUACAGUGCAGCCGGCGCGCGUCCUCCACCCCGCCAACACUAACGCGCACGUUACCGUCAACGCGAAUGUCAACGCGCACGUUCCCGUGCUCCCGUCGCGCACCGCCUCGUGCGACGCGCACGACGAGCCCUGCUGGUCUACCGACCCCUCCGACGAUGACGAUGACGAGCCGGACCCUGCGCCGGCAGUGGGGUGUGCGCUGGUCGCGUUGUCGGAUUACACCGCGGUGGGCGCCAGCGAGGUGUCCCUGCGGGAGGGUCAGCACGCCGAGCUACUCAAGGUCGGCUGCGCGGGGUGGUGGUACGUUCGACUUGCUGGCGGGCAAGGCGAAGGCUGGGCGCCGGCGGCAUAUCUCGACCAGCGCAAGACGUCGCGUUCUUCGAGUCGCUCGCACGACCGACUGCACGACCAUUGAACGACCUCCACCACCAACACGACCAUUGAACGACACCUGUCUCGGGUGUUUAACAAACCCCGAACUGGGCAAUUAUGGGGAUAUGAAGAUUCCCAGUCACUUGGUUGACUUCCUUCGUGACCCUCCCGCGAACCAGCCACGGUCGGAACAAAGCUAUGACACUUAUGAGGAUUGUUUGACUCACAUACGAGCUCCGUUCUAUGCUUUAAGUGAUGUCGUUUUGAACUAGAUGAAAAGGUUCGAGUUUCAUUCUUUAGUGUUGCCCUUUUUUAUACUAAAGUGUUCGGUAUAUGUUAAUGUUAUUGAAGAUCUGGCAACAAAAUUAUGUAAAUCAAGUGUUGUAUUGUAAAAAUAAAAACUAGAGAAAUUAGAGAUGUAUGCUCAGUGCGAGUUGUUAUCGUCAAUGUUAUUAUAUAACUGUCGCAGCUCAUUGCGUUUGCCACCAGAUGGUGCUCUUAGAAUGACAAACGAUUUCAAAAUAACGUAAUCGCACUCGCACUGUUCGUGUUGAAUUUAGGAAUCAUUGGUAGAAUUUGAAAUUGGAGCACGUUUGAUGACACGUAGAACAAGGGUAAAGCAUUUCGUAAGAUAGUGGCGCCCCCACUCGUUGUUAUUUAUGUCGAACAAUAAUGUUUGUUAAAAAAAGAAGUAUUGUAAAUGUUGUUCUAAAAAGCUUUAUAUUGUAAAUUAGUGUAGCAUAGGCCUUGUGUUAUUAUAUCGUAUCGUUGCGAGCAUCCAAAGCUAUCCGAUAGAACGUUGUUGAGUGGACAUGAUCGUUAUCAUGUUUAUAUUUCUGUAAAUAAUUAUUUAAUUGUUAAUAAGUAAUUUAUUUCGAUGCUAAAAAAGGCUUUCGGUGUUUACAUACCUAUGUACGUCUCAAUUUUCCAUGACAGUAACUGUGACUAUCGUAUUCUCUGUGAGAUGCGAUGAUGACCUUAAACGUAUCAUUAAGUAUUUUGAAUACGCAUUUCUUUCAGUGAUCAAUCGUUUUUCAUAUCAUAUUUCAUAAUAUAUUUUUUUGUAUCAAUUAAAAAUCAUAAUAAUUGCAUGAGAGUGCUGUGAAUAAAAUUUAUUGGGACGAGAAAAGUGAAGUAAUACGAUAGCUUCUGGUGCAUUAUUGUUUGCAUAUUUUAUAGAAAUUACAUUAUAUUAUGUAUUUAAGUUAACAUUUACAAACUUUACACGUUGUUUCCUAGUCAGCAUGUUUAGAUAAUAUUCGUUCAUGAAAUUUAUAAUAAACCAUUUAUUAUAUAUAUUUGCAGAAAAAAUAUUAAAUCAAACGACUCCAUUUUGUAAACAAGAGUUGUACCU